Molecule: messenger RNA, 3889 nt
Organism: Dipodomys ordii (Ord's kangaroo rat)
Lineage: Eukaryota; Metazoa; Chordata; Mammalia; Rodentia; Heteromyidae
Gene: Cntn3
Product: contactin 3 (plasmacytoma associated)
Exons: 22
Coding region: 87-3173 (1028 amino acids)
Biological process (GO): cell-cell adhesion; brain development
Molecular function (GO): cell-cell adhesion mediator activity
Source: RefSeq, a predicted model, not a curated record
UUACAGAUUAAAGGAUUUACCUGAAGACAAAGCAUUCUAUUCAUCAGAGACUGGACAAGAGUUACUCUUGCUUGUGGCAAUUAAAGAUGAUGUUGCCAUGGAAACAGUUGAUCCUGCUUUCAUUCAUUGGCUGCCUAGGAGGUGAGCUGCUCUUACAAGGCCCUGUGUUUAUCAAAGAGCCCAACAACAGCAUUUUCCCUGUUGGUUCAGAAGAUAAAAAGAUAACUUUAACUUGUGAAGCAAGAGGAAACCCUUCACCUCAUUACAGAUGGCAGCUGAAUGGGAGCCGAAUUGAUAGCAGUGUGCGCCAUCAUUAUAAGCUGAGUGGAGGCAACCUUACGAUCAUGAACCCCAAUAGGAACUGGGAUACUGGAAGUUACCAGUGCUUUGCCACAAACUCACUUGGAACAAUUGUCAGCCGAGAAGCCAGACUCCAGUUUGCUUAUCUUGAAAAUUUUAAAACCAGAAUGAGGAGUACUGUGUCAGUACGUGAAGGCCAGGGCAUGGUCCUGCUCUGCGGUCCCCCGCCACAUUCUGGUGAACUAUCAUAUGCUUGGAUCUUCAAUGAGUACCCAACAUUUGUUGAAGAAGAUAGCCGGAGAUUUGUCUCUCAAGAGACGGGACACCUCUACAUAGCUAAGGUGGAGCCAUCUGAUGUGGGGAAUUACACAUGUGUGGUGACAAGUACAGUGACCAACGCCAAAGUCCUGGGCUCCCCAACACCAUUGGUGCUACGGGCUGAUGGGGUAAUGGGUGAAUAUGAACCCAAAAUAGAAGUUCAGUUUCCCGAAGCUCUUCCUGCAGCUAAAGGUUCCACGGUGAAAUUGGAAUGUUUUGCCCUAGGAAACCCUGUACCUAAGAUUAAUUGGAGAAGGAGUGAUGGAAUGCCAUUUCCCAAUAAAAUUAAAUUGAGGAAGUUCAAUGGUGUGCUUGAAAUCCCCAAUUUCCAACAGGAAGAUGCAGGUUCCUACGAAUGUAUUGCUGAGAAUUCAAGAGGAAAAAAUGUGGCCAGGGGGCGCCUCACUUACUAUGCAAAGCCUCAUUGGGUUCAACUUAUAAAAGAUGUGGAAAUCGCUGUGGAGGACAAUCUUUACUGGGAAUGUCGUGCAAGUGGAAAGCCCAAGCCCUCCUACAGGUGGUUGAAAAAUGGAGAAGCCCUAGUACUAGAGGAGAGAAUACAAAUAGAAAAUGGUGCCCUUACAAUAUCAAACCUCAACGUGACUGAUUCCGGCAUGUUCCAGUGCAUAGCAGAAAACAAACAUGGUCUUGUCUAUUCCAGUGCUGAGCUCAAAGUUGUUGCCUCUGCUCCUGACUUUUCAAGAAACCCAAUGAAGAAGUUGGUUCAGGUACAGGUGGGCAGCCUGGUGAUCUUGGAUUGUAAACCCAGAGCUUCCCCCAGGGCUCUCUCUUCCUGGAAGAAAGGAGACGCGAUGGUACAGGAGCAGGAAAGGAUUUCUUUGCUAAGUGAUGGAGGACUCCGAAUAGCCAAUGUGACCAAGGCCGAUGCUGGAGCCUAUACUUGCACUGCCGAAAACCAGUUUGGAAGAGCAAAUGGCACAACCCGCUUGGUUGUUACAGAACCAACGAGAAUAACGCUGGCACCCUCUAACCUGGAUGUCUCCGUAGGCGAGAGCGUGAUUUUACCCUGCCAGGUGCAGCAUGACCCCUUGUUAGACAUAAUAUUUACCUGGUAUUUCAACGGAGCCCUCACAGAUUUUAAGAAAGAUGGAUCUCACUUUGAGAAAGUAGGUGGGAGUUCAUCGGGUGAUUUAAUGAUCAGAAAUAUCCAGUUGAAGCAUAGUGGGAAAUAUGUCUGUAUGGUGCAAAGUGGGGUGGACAGUGUUUCUUCUGCUGCUCAGCUCAUAGUAAGAGGUUCACCUGGACCCCCAGAAAAUGUGAAGGUAGAUGAAAUCACAGACACAACAGCCCAGCUCUCUUGGGAAGAAGGUACAGAUAACCACAGCCCCGUUAUGUCCUAUUCAGUUCAGGCAAGGACACCCUUCUCCGUGGGCUGGCAGACUGUCACAACAGUACCUGAGGUCAUUGAUGGCAGCACACGCACAGCUACAGUAGUGGAGUUAAACCCCUGGGUGGAAUAUGAAUUCCGUGUUGUAGCCAGUAAUAAAAUUGGAGGUGGAGAACCCAGUUUACCCUCAGAAAAAGUAAGAACUGAAGAGGCAGUUCCAGAAGUGCCUCCUUCUGAAGUCAGCGGAGGAGGUGGCAGCCGGUCAGAACUAGUGAUAACCUGGGAUCCAGUCCCUGAAGAACUCCAGAAUGGUGAAGGUUUUGGCUAUGUCGUUGCUUUCCGCCCCCUUGGGGUUACCAAUUGGAUCCAGACAGUGGUGACAUCCCCUGAUACCCCAAGAUAUGUCUUUAGGAAUGAAAGCAUCAUACCGUUUUCGCCAUAUGAAGUGAAAGUGGGUGUUUAUAAUAACGAAGGUGAAGGACCUUUUAGCCCUGUAAUGACAGUGUUUUCUGCGGAAGAAGAGCCUACAGUAGCCCCAUCUCAGGUAUUUGCCCAGAGCCUGUCUUCCUCAGAAAUUGAAGUGUCUUGGAAUGCCAUUCCCUGGAAGUUGAGCAAUGGACAUUUACUUGGCUAUGAGGUGCAGUAUUGGAAUCAUGGAGGAGAAGAAGAAUCAUCCAGCAAGAUAAAAGUGACAGGAAACGAGACAUCAGCCAGGCUCAGGGGCCUGAAGAGCAAUCUGGCAUACUACACAGCUGUCCGGGCUUACAACAGUGCCGGGGCCGGCCCCUUCAGUGACACAGUUAAUGCAACCACCAAGAAAACUCCUCCCAGUCAGCCACCAGGAAACGUUGUGUGGAAUGCUACGGACACAAAAGUAUUACUUAAUUGGGAGCAAGUGAGAGCAAUGGAGAAUGAAUCAGAAGUAACGGGAUACAAAGUCUUCUAUAGGACUAGCAGUCAGAGUAAUACACAAGUGCUGAACACAAAUAAAACUUCAGCAGAACUUUUGCUGCCCAUCAAAGAGGACUACAUUAUCGAAGUUAAAGCCACAACGGAUGGAGGAGAUGGUACCAGCAGUGAGCAGAUCAGGAUUCCAAGAAUAACUAAUAUGGAUGCACGAGGAUCCACUUCAGCUAUCUCAAUGGUCCACCCUAUGUCAAGUUAUAUGCCUAUGGUACUGUUCUUUAUUGUAAAUGCUUUGUGGUAAUAAUAAUUCUUUUUUACUAGAUCCUGGAAGGUCCCUUGCUUAACUCCCAAAAAGAGUGCUUUCCUGAAACACAGUGAUUAUGCAUGGUUGAUUUUUUUUCAACUCUAUGUUUUGAACUUUCUACUUCAUUAUAGGUAACAUAUGAAUAUAAUAAAAAAAACACUAAGUCCUUUUAGAGGAAUCUGAAAUGCCUUAAUAUUUACUUGAUUAAACCAAAGGAAUUUGCAUAUUACAUACUGCAGACUUUUGAUAUAAAUGUUCUUAAGCUAUGAGUUUAAGCACUGCCUAUGAUAAUGACUCUCUCUCUCUCACACACACACACACACAGUUUUUACUACAUUGAAAAAGCUUGUCAUUUAAUCCCUCCCAGUAGUACAGAAUUAUUGUCAGACUUAAUCAGUAUGGUUUUGAAAUAGUGAUUUUUAAAUUCCCCAAGGGUGAAAAUGCACUUAAGUAAUUAUCCUGUGGGAAAAGGAUGGCAUGUGACUCCAAAGAGUGUUAGAACAUGCUUCCCUCAUGCUGAAGAGAAGGGAGUUUGGUUUAGUGUAUUCACAAAUGGUUAUGAGACUUUACAAACCACUUUGCUCUCUUGUUCCUCUCAGUUAUCCAUCUAUACAAUGGGGCGGUAGUAGCCAUUCAAUCUGUCUCUACCACUUGAAGUAAUUGUUGACAGAUUAAAGAGGAAAUAUGGAACAUAUUUUGUCCCCUCAAAUGCA